AUGUGGUCUGUUCGACUCUACCCCUUGGCGUUGACCCUACUGUUUCAAUGCGUCAGCCCAGCCGCAGCUCGUCCAUCGGGAUGCGUGGACGAUGUCGAGGUCGUUCAAGAGAUUGGAAGCAAAGAAAUACAGGCUCCAGUUGUUCGCUUCGAAAUCUCCCUAACGACACAGUCAAUCGACGCAGCUGGAAUAGGUUUUCGGGAAGCGAUCUUCAUCAACGAUGCCUUUAUCGGACCUACCCUCUACGCCAAGCAAGGCGAUAGGAUCGAGUUCGUCGUUCACAACUACAUGCAACAAGACACAAGCAUCCAUUUCCAUGGCAUCGAUCAGCGAUCUACGCCAUGGUCGGACGGAGUGCCAGGCCUGACACAAAGCCAAAUCAGGCCUGGGGCGUCAUUCCUGUACAACUGGACUGCACACGACGCCGGAACAUACUUCUACCAUUCUCACGCCAAAUCUCAAAUGAUGGACGGCCUUUAUGGCGCGGUCGUCAUUGCACCAGAUGACGAGGCACCGCGUCCAUUUCAUCUUAUCAGCAGCGGCGAGGCCGAUCAGGCGGCAAUGCUUGCAGCGGAGAAGUUGAUGCGACCCAUCUUCGUCAGUGACUGGUCCCAGUACACGUCUGCAGAAUACCACGGAAUCCAGCAUGCUGCGAAUAUUGAUUUCUCGUGCAUGGACUCCAUCCUCGUCCAAGGGGUUGGCUCGCAGUACUGCCUGUCCGAGGAAGAGCUUGACGAUAUGACGAAUCCCAUUGUUUUGCAGCUGUUGAAAGAGCUCGCAGGCGGACAUAUGACGCCGAAGGGUUGCAUCCCUCCGUUGCAAAUGUUCAAUGGAGACUUUGAAUUGCACCUGGAGAAUGUGCCGGAGCUCGCUUACAACAAGUGCAAAGGAGGACAGAGCUCGAAGGGAAACUAUACGAUUGACGUUGACACCUCGAUCGGCUGGGCGGCGUUGACAUUCGUCAAUCCUGGAGGGUUGUACCCUCUGCAGCUGUCGAUUGACUCGCACGAAUUGUACGUGUACGCUGUAGAUGGGCAGUACGUGUACCCAAUAGUCGCAGAUCGUGUCCUGGUCAACACUGGGAGUCGAAUAUCCGUGAUGAUCAAGCUCGAUCAAGAGAAGGCCAGACACGUUGUGCGAGUUGCCAACGAUUACCUCAACCAGAUCUUAGGCGGCUUCGCCGAGCUAGCGUACGAUGGCGCGACAAAUGCUCCCAAACACCCGCAUCCGAAGACGAACUAUGGUGGCAAGCUGAUUAGCAGCGAGAUGGUGUCGUUUGUGCCCGAGGACAGCAGCCCAUACCCAGCCUUGCGACCUGCGCAGAGCGCCGACUCCACUUUCAAGCUUCGGCUGAAAAAACUAGGCCAACCUUAUAGAGCGUACGAGUGGACGCAGACCGGCAGCCUGGGCUACAACAUUAGCCAUGAGCACGACGACCCUCCGUUGCUGCUGCAGAAUGUAGAAGAUGUUCCCGCCACGGAACUUACGCUGAAAACGCAGAUCGGUGAUUGGGUCGACCUCGUCCUCGUAACAGCAGGUCCAUUCGCCCAAGCGCAUCCAAUGCACAAACACGGCAACAAAGUGUUCCUCAUCGGCUCGGGUUCAGGGAGCUUUCCGUGGGAGAGCGUGGAAGAGGCGAUCCCACAUCUGCCCGAAGGCACUUUCAACUUCCAAGAUCCUCCAUACCUGGAUACAUUCAACACAGUGGAGAUGGAGGGGCAAGCCAACGAUACCUGGACUGCAGUCAGGUACAAGGCUGAAUAUGCCGGUGCAUGGUUAUUCCACUGCCAUGUGCAAACGCAUUUGUCGGGCGGGAUGGGCAUGGUCGUCCUGGAUGGCGUGGAUGCUUGGCCAGAAGUGCCCUUAGCUUAUCAGGAGUGGAAUGGAUUCGAGCCGCCUGCUUUGUCGUGA
Messenger RNA from Cercospora beticola, 1911 nucleotides. It is a transcript of the gene CTB12, whose product is annotated as Multicopper oxidase ctb12. The record is from RefSeq and is a predicted model, not a curated record. Lineage: Eukaryota; Fungi; Ascomycota; Dothideomycetes; Mycosphaerellales; Mycosphaerellaceae. Gene Ontology annotation, molecular function: copper ion binding; oxidoreductase activity.